Molecule: messenger RNA, 3100 nt
Organism: Mustela lutreola (European mink)
Lineage: Eukaryota; Metazoa; Chordata; Mammalia; Carnivora; Mustelidae
Gene: CELF4
Product: CUGBP Elav-like family member 4
Exons: 15
Coding region: 379-2016 (545 amino acids)
Biological process (GO): mRNA splice site recognition; regulation of alternative mRNA splicing, via spliceosome
Cellular component (GO): ribonucleoprotein complex; cytoplasm; nucleus
Molecular function (GO): mRNA binding
Source: RefSeq, a predicted model, not a curated record
AAAAGAAAGAAAGAAAAAAAGGGGAAAAAAGAAAAGAGAGAAAAGGGGGAAAAAAGAAAGAAAGGAAAGGGGGGGGGGGAGAAAAAAAUCGGAUCAGGCCGAAAAAGAGAGAGAGAAAGAGAGAGGGAGAGAGAGAGGAGAGAGGGAGGGAGAGAGAGAGCGGGGAGAGGAGAGAGAGAGCGCGAGCGCGAGCGAGCGAGAGAAGAGAGGAGAAAGAGAGAGAGCAGAGAGCGAGAGGAGAGCGAGGUGUAGAGAAACCGAGGGGGAGAGAACCCGAGUGUGUGUAUGCGUGUGCGUGUGUGAGCGCGAGCGAGCUUGCGAGGGAGAAGAGCGAGAGAGUGCGAGCGAGAAAGAAUAAAAGGAAAGAAGAUUUUCUCUAUGUAUAUAAAGAUGGCCACGUUAGCAAACGGACAGGCUGACAACGCGAGCCUCAGUACCAACGGGCUCGGCAGCAGCCCGGGCAGCGCAGGGCACAUGAACGGAUUAAGCCACAGCCCGGGGAACCCGUCGACCAUUCCCAUGAAGGACCACGAUGCCAUCAAGCUGUUCAUUGGGCAGAUCCCCCGCAACCUGGAUGAGAAGGACCUCAAGCCCCUCUUCGAGGAGUUCGGCAAGAUCUACGAGCUUACGGUUCUGAAGGACAGGUUCACAGGCAUGCACAAAGGCUGCGCUUUCCUCACCUACUGCGAGCGUGAGUCAGCGCUGAAGGCCCAGAGCGCGCUGCACGAGCAGAAGACUCUGCCCGGGAUGAACCGGCCGAUCCAGGUGAAGCCAGCGGACAGCGAGAGCCGAGGAGGUAGUAGCUGCCUGCGCCAGCCCCCUUCACAAGAUAGAAAACUCUUCGUGGGCAUGCUCAACAAGCAGCAGUCCGAGGACGACGUGCGCCGCCUCUUCGAGGCCUUCGGGAACAUCGAGGAGUGUACCAUCCUGCGCGGGCCGGAUGGCAACAGCAAGGGGUGCGCCUUUGUGAAGUACUCCUCCCACGCCGAGGCGCAAGCCGCAAUCAACGCCCUGCACGGCAGCCAGACUAUGCCGGGAGCCUCGUCCAGUCUGGUGGUCAAGUUUGCCGACACUGACAAGGAGCGCACGAUGCGGCGGAUGCAGCAGAUGGCUGGCCAGAUGGGCAUGUUCAACCCCAUGGCCAUCCCGUUCGGGGCCUACGGCGCCUACGCACAGGCACUGAUGCAGCAGCAGGCGGCACUAAUGGCAUCAGUCGCGCAGGGCGGCUACCUGAACCCCAUGGCUGCCUUCGCCGCCGCCCAGAUGCAGCAGAUGGCGGCCCUCAACAUGAAUGGCCUGGCGGCCGCACCCAUGACCCCAACCUCAGGUGGCAGCACCCCUCCGGGCAUCACUGCACCAGCUGUGCCUAGCAUCCCGUCCCCCAUUGGGGUGAACGGCUUCACCGGCCUCCCCCCACAGGCCAACGGGCAACCUGCUGCGGAAGCUGUGUUUGCUAACGGCAUCCACCCCUACCCAGCGCAGAGCCCCACCGCCGCGGACCCCCUGCAGCAGGCCUACGCUGGAGUGCAGCAGUAUGCAGGUCCAGCCGCCUACCCUGCUGCCUAUGGUCAGAUAAGCCAGGCCUUUCCUCAGCCACCUCCAAUGAUCCCCCAGCAGCAGAGAGAAGGGCCCGAGGGCUGUAACCUGUUCAUCUACCAUCUGCCCCAGGAGUUUGGGGACGCUGAGCUGAUGCAGAUGUUCCUCCCUUUCGGCCGGCACCCUGUGCCCUCCCGCUGCCAGGCCCCCUCCUGUCAGGGAGGACAGUGUCCAAUAAACUCCUCCACCCGCAGGCUUCGUGAGUUUCGACAACCCGGCCAGCGCGCAGACCGCCAUCCAGGCCAUGAACGGCUUCCAGAUCGGCAUGAAGAGGCUCAAGGUGCAGCUGAAGCGGCCCAAAGACGCCAAUCGCCCAUACUGAGCGCCGGCGGGAGCGUCCCCCGGGGGAGACCAGGACUCGCACAGGGCCAGUCAAAUCCACCACAGUCUCGCGCUGAGCUAGGAAUAAAGUUCACGUAAUCACAUGAGAGUGGAGAAAACAGUCCCCCAUCCGGCAGGAUGCUGAACGGGCUACAUUAAAAAACAAACCUCUCUCUCUAUAUAUUUAUAAAUGAGAACUGUUGGAUGACACCUUUGACAUAUCAGCCAAUAUCAAUCAAGCUGAAGACUCCAGACACUUUCUGUGACUGUAACAUUUCUUCAAGGAAAGUAUAGCGUCUGUGGAGUUCAGAGGGCACGUGUUUGGGGGAAAAUAUAUAUGACCCAAGAAGAUGAAGAAAAAUGAGAAAAAAAAAAACACAAAAAAGGCAACUUUAAAACAAAAUAACUUGAGACCAGAUGGGGAGGCUGAAGGGCUGGGAAGUGGGAAGAGACGCUGCUUACCGAUCCCUGGGGCUUUUCCAGCCCGUGGGCGCCUGAGGCAGGCUGGGGCAAGCGGUGUGGCGGGGCUUGGUCCCCAGGGGGCGGCUGGGAGGCCGCUGCUGAGCAUCUCUAUCUGUCAUUCCUUUAGCUAUUUAGGGACCAAAGGACCAAACUUUUUAUUGCAGCUGUGUAGCUCUAUGUCAAAUAGAGGGGGAUGGAGGAGAACCUCCUUCCUGCCUCGUGGCUGUUCUUGAAACAGCUUAGAGCGAUUCUAUGAAAAAAUGUAAUAAAAAAAAUUUAAAAAAAAAAAACAAAAAAAAGCAAAAACAAAAAAAAAGGAAAAAUAAUGCUUCAAUGCUUUUAAAACAGCAAGAUAAUAGUUCUUUGAUACUUUGAGAGGCGCUUUGAUUACCCUCAUUCAAGUCUAUGACACUUUCCUAUGGUUUUCUGUAUUAUAUGUCUGGAUGGAGCUGUUAAGAUGAACAAAUUGGUGGAUAUUUGGGGAAAGCAACAAAAAUAUUAAAACUCAUUAACCGUGAAGUGUGAGGAAACAAGGAGGGGAAAAAAGGGACUUACAAGGCAAGAGAAUUGUUGUGAAAAGUCUGUAAAUGCUUCUAACUCUUCCCCCUCUUAAAAUCAUAAUAGUUGUACAGAAUUUUAAAAAAGGAGAAGUUUAAAAUACCUAUAUAAUAGAAGAAAAAUUAGAGGAAAGCAAAAAAUAAAAAAAAAAAGGAAAAAAAAA